AUGACACGAUGUAAUCAUUCCACAGCAACCCAUUUAAUCGUUAUUUUGUUCUACAAUUUUAUCAUGCUGAAAAUAAAAUUAUUUAAAGUUCUCUAUUGGCUAACGACCUAUUCUCUAAUUUCAUGCUUGGAGAUAGAAGUUAUAGAAUAUGAUACUUUAAAUUGCCAAGAAGUUCGCACAUUUGUUUCACAGUCAUGGAAUCUAUGCAAGUUAACUGGCUUUACAAAGUAUCAGUUAAAGUACAAUUAUAUCUGUAAAGCGGAAAAUCCGCUUCAUAUUAAACCCGAAGAUGAAAAGAGAAGUGUCGCAGGCAUGCCUGAGGAGCUUACGGUGUCUAGAAAAGAAUCUAACCAAUUCUUACAACACACUGAAUCAAAACGCCAACUAUCCAGUGAGUUUUAUCCUGUUUACACAUCAUGCUGCGACUCUGGUAGAAACGAAACCCAUACGGAAUGUAACGUUAUAGAUAUUAUGGUUGGCUGCAAUGAUGAAGUUAAUUUUGAGUUUACCAGUACAGGUGCCUGCGAAAUGACUAAAGAAAUGAAUAGCUUGAAAUAA
Molecule: messenger RNA, 558 nt
Organism: Trichoplax adhaerens
Lineage: Eukaryota; Metazoa; Placozoa; Uniplacotomia; Trichoplacea; Trichoplacidae
Exons: 2
Coding region: 1-558 (185 amino acids)
Source: RefSeq, a predicted model, not a curated record